UUUGAACGCCUUUGAAAUUUAAUUGAUGGUGUGAAAAGUUCUUUCUAUCGUCAGUCGGUAGUCCGUGUAUAUAAUUUAAAUAUAAUCACUAAAGAUAUAUUAAUUAAGUUGAUCCACUCAUUUUUAGAUCAAUAAGGAGAGAGAUCAAAGAAGAACACAAAUAUCUCCAACACAAAAUGGAUUUGAAGAUAAUUCAAGAUGAGAAAAUAACUUCUCAUGAAGUUAAAGUUGAAGCUCAAUCAAAUGAAGAAUUAGAAGUUAAUCAUAACUUCCAUAAUAUACCAAAAAAGCCCCACAAGUUUAUAGGUGUUCGAAAACGUCCUUGGGGAAAAUUUGCAGCUGAAAUUAGGGAUUCAACAAGGAACGGAAUUAGGGUUUGGCUUGGAACAUUUGAUACUGCUGAAGAAGCUGCUUUGGCUUAUGACCAAGCCGCGUUUUGCAUGAGAGGUCCUUCAAUUUACUUGAAUUUUCCAGUGGAAAAAGUGCGCGAUUCGCUAACAAAAAUGGAAUGUAGCUACUUGUUGCGAGAUGGAUUAAUGUCACCAGCUGAAGCCCUAAAAGAAAAACACAAGAAGAGAUCAAGAAAAAUGAAAAAUGUUAAAGAAGAAGAAAAUGUGUUGAUAUUUGAAGAUUUAGGUGCUGAUUUAUUAGAUGAAUUAUUAUCUAAUAAGUACUCUUCAAGUUCAAAUUAAUCUACAAAUUUCUACAUGUGUAAGUACAUCUAGUAAAUGUCAAAAAAUAAAUAAAAAUUGAAUGUAUGUUCCUUGUUCAUGCUUUUGAUCUAUUUUUCUUUUUAUUGUUUUUAUCGAUAUAAUUGAAACGAUACAGAGAAGAUUAGAAUAGUAUGUAUGCAAGUAUGACAUGUACAAAUCGAUUGAGAAAUGAAGUUAAUAGAUCUAAUGAGAUGUG
Messenger RNA from Solanum stenotomum, 909 nucleotides. RefSeq names its product ethylene-response factor C3-like. The coding region runs from base 177 to 692 and encodes 171 amino acids. Gene Ontology annotation, biological process: regulation of DNA-templated transcription; ethylene-activated signaling pathway. NCBI's taxonomy places the organism in Eukaryota, Viridiplantae, Streptophyta, Magnoliopsida, Solanales, Solanaceae. The transcript has a single exon. The record is from RefSeq and is a predicted model, not a curated record. Gene Ontology annotation, molecular function: DNA-binding transcription factor activity; DNA binding.